Messenger RNA from Juglans regia (Persian walnut), 1205 nucleotides. RefSeq names its product cycloeucalenol cycloisomerase-like. The record is from RefSeq and is a predicted model, not a curated record. Gene Ontology annotation, molecular function: cycloeucalenol cycloisomerase activity. Bases 143 to 1024 code for a protein of 293 amino acids. The transcript is spliced from 8 exons. Lineage: Eukaryota; Viridiplantae; Streptophyta; Magnoliopsida; Fagales; Juglandaceae.
UACUUUCACUAACCUUUGGACAUCUUCUUCUGUACACUUCAAUCUAAUAAUCUCAGUCAGUGUACCGCAGUUCACAUCCUGCUUAGUGCUUAACGACACCAACACUGCAGCCAGUUCCAAUACCCAGAUCCGAAUACCCAAAAUGGGCGGUGCGGAAUCGGAGUCGGAACCCGCUUAUCCGUAUUCGAGCUUAUGGCUCGCUCCUGACCAGAGCAAGCGAUGGGGCGAGCUAUUCUUCCUCUGCUACACUCCCUUCUGGCUCACCCUCUGCCUAGGGAUCGUCGUACCGUACAAGCUCUACGAGAGCUUUACCGAAUUGGAGUAUCUAGUUCUGGGUUUGAUUUCGGCAGUUCCUUCGUUCUUGAUACCGGUGCUAUUUGUUGGAAAGGCUGAUGGACUUAUAUUUUGGAAGGAUCGUUAUUGGGUCAAGGCCAGCCUCUGGAUUAUAAUCUUUAGCUAUGUGGGGAAUUACUUUUGGACCCACUAUUUCUUCACAGUUUUGGGGGCUUCUUAUACCUUUCCAUCAUGGAAGAUGAACAAUGUACCACACACAACUUUCCUUCUCACACAUGUUUGCUUUCUGUUUUAUCACGUUACAUCGAACAUAACACUUCGCCGACUACGGCAUUUUGUUGCUGACUUUCCAGAGAAAGUUCAAUGGAUUACUGAGGCUGCAUGGAUUUUGGCACUUGCCUAUUUCAUAGCAUACCUCGAGACUUUAGCCAUUUCCAAUUUCCCUUAUUAUGAAUUUGUGGAUCGUUCAUCCAUGUACAAAGUUGGGUCCUUAUUUUAUGCCAUCUACUUCAUUGUGAGCUUCCCCAUGUUUCUGAGAAUUGAUGAGAAACCAGGUGAUCCGUGGGACUUACCCAGAGUGGCUGUUGAUGCUCUGGGUGCUGCAAUGCUGGUUACAAUAAUACUUGAUUUGUGGCGCCUGUUUCUGGGACCAAUUGUUCCCAUGUCGGAGUCAAAACAGUGCCUUCAACCUGGACUGCCAUGGUUUCCAGGACAUGCCAAUGAAACUUGACACACAUGGAUUUGCAGGACAGGGAGAGACCUGGGUUAACUUUCCAGCCAUUGAAGUAACCAAUCUCUGCAAUUUCUUCUUGUUGAUUCUUGUAAUGCGUGCUGUACCUUGGUAGUUGGUAGGGACAUUUAAAGAAUUGUAUAAGCAAAUGGUGAAAAUUAAUCAUGUAACCAUUGGUCCA